GCAGGGGCGGACUGACCAUUUGGAAACUCGGGCACUGCCCAAGGGCCCGGGGUCAGUAGGGAGCCCCAUGAGAUGCCCCUGGUACCUUUUUCAUAGGCUUUUUUGAGUUUGGGCAAGGACACAGGGGCCCCAUAAUCCCCUAUUGCCCGGGGGCCCCAUGAGUUGUCAGUCCGCCCCUGGUCACUGGGAUAUGAUGUAUGGCCUACCUCCCAACCAGGGGCGGACUGACCAUUUGGAAACUCGGGCACUGCUCGAGGGCCCGGGGUCAGUAGGGGGCCCCAUGAGAUGCCCCUGGUACCUUUUUCAUAGGCUUUUUUGAGUUUGGGCAAGGACACAGGGGCCCCAUGUUCCCCUAUUGCCCGGCCCCCCAU
Staurois parvus is the source of this 371-nucleotide messenger RNA. The record is from the annotation of a GenBank genome assembly. Lineage: Eukaryota; Metazoa; Chordata; Amphibia; Anura; Ranidae.